Molecule: messenger RNA, 2157 nt
Organism: Verticillium dahliae VdLs.17
Lineage: Eukaryota; Fungi; Ascomycota; Sordariomycetes; Glomerellales; Plectosphaerellaceae
Exons: 4
Coding region: 1-2157 (718 amino acids)
Cellular component (GO): nucleus; cytoplasm
Molecular function (GO): protein binding
Source: RefSeq, a predicted model, not a curated record
AUGGUCUACCGGGAUCGCUUUUUCUCGGCGAAAUCUCAACUGAGGGACAUGUAUCCUGAAUCUGCUGCAAUCUCUUGCCUCGAACUUCUCGUCGAAGAGGGUCGAGAUACCGUGGUUCUCCACUUGCUGCAGCAUGGUUUUCAUCCACACCAUAUGCUGACGUCUCGCAUCCUGAACCUCGUUUCCGGCACCCACGGCUCUUCGCCGCAUCUGACCGACAUCAACCCCCUCCAUAUUUCGGCGGCCAUGGGCCUACAGAAGGUGGCUGCCCUUUUGAUUGGCCAGCAUGGCACUCACGUCGACUUCAGAGACAGCUGCGGCUACACGCCGUUGUCGUACGCCAUACGCUCGCCGUUCGCCGAUGACGAGAUGAUAUCUGAGCUGAUCCUCUGUGGUGCCGACCUCAUGCAGGAGGUGCCACAUGGCGGCAUACAAGUGUCUAUUCUGGAGUACGCCUGCCAUGCCGGCCGGUUCACCGCUGCUCUUCACAUCCUCGACGCGCUCGAGUUAUCUGACGUGCCUUUCGCUUACGACCCAGCUCUUCGGGUUACUAUACCAAUGCCCUGCUUUCAAACGAAAGGCCAGACUUCGCAUACCAAAAAGAUCCUGGUCAGCAAGCUCUUGGGACGUGGAGCGAACCCAAACGCGAUCGUUCGUUCUUCCGGAGCCCCUCUCUUGACGCAUCUGGUUCGGAACCAUCCCACGGCCGUCGACUUUCUCCUGGCCCUGCCAGGCGUCCUCGUUGAUACACCCGAUGAAAGCGGCCACACUGCUUUGGCCUAUGCUCUAUCACCUAGAACGCAACCUUCGCCGGUGUAUCUGAAGGUCGCUGUGUCUCUUCUAGCUCACAAGGCGACCUUGACGACGACUAUGACAAAGUGGAUUUUGGACGGCACACGUUGCAUAAGCACCAUGCGACACAUGAAAAAAACGCUCGAGAGAGGACCACGUCUACUAGAUUUCUUCCGACUUAUCUAUGGCCAUUGCAUCGAGGUUCCCCAGUGGCAGCGCACCCAUGCCCAGCAGUAUUUUCUAGCCGAGGCGCCCGAAUGGACUGUUCAUCUGACCUGCAGAAAGAAGAGCAAAGGACUAUGGACACGGAGAGUGGUGGAAAGCAAGGUGAACAAGUAUUUUGAUCUCAAGAUAGUGCCUAGAGGCUCCGCGAUGUCUCUCUCUGCUCCGGUGCAAUAUCUGGAACCCUCCAACGACGAGGCGCCGACGGUUAUGCUGGUCGAUCGAGGGCAGACCAAGAGAAGGAGACCGGUCGGAAGACUGAUCGGAAGACUGGUCAGGAGACCGAUUGGAAGGAGGAAGCCGGCCAGUGCGGCCACCAAAGGUGCCAUGCUGAAUCCAGGGAAGACCGCCCGAUGGGCGUGCUCGGGCGGGUGCGUGGCGCUGAGCAGCCGUUCGAAGGCCUGCGGCAGCCAGAUUUGGUCUGUUGGCAUUCAGUCCGUCAGACAGCACGAUGAGGCUCUCACUCGAGAUGCGUUGUUCGAGCUGGUCGAUGAUGGAGCGAAGUUGGUCUGCUUGCCAGCGGGCUCGGGCAAGGGUUGCCGGUCGACCACGGCGUCGAUGGAUGUACGAUUCUGUCGCGCGAAGCAGAUGCGCGUGUUUGUGGACGGCGUGGCAUACUGGGCACGGCGCCUGGUGAAACCGUGCGGUCAGAAUCAAUUUGAGACGGCAAGGUCGGCGUUGGUGUUGUGCCUGCGCGCAAGGUUGGAGACGCUGCCGCCACUGCCAGUGGCGACACGUCCAGACGUCUUGAUCGAGCGGCCAUCGCUGCUUACCAGCAGCGCCAAGCUUGGCGUCCAGCUCCGAUGGCAGGUUCGCAAGCGGGCUGGACAGUGCUGCUGGCAGCUCCUCGGCGGCACGCGCCCCGUUACCAGGAGCCCGAGCGGGCGCGCCGUUGGCUACCAGCAAAAUGGCCUAUUACCGGCAGCUGUUGGCGCAAAGUUGGGCACGCGCCCAGCUACCAGAAACCCCGGCAUUGCACGUAUGACCUUGGUCGAGGUUACCGGCGCUGCUCGGCCGGGGCUACCAGCAGGCGCUCCAAGCAUCCGCGCCGAGGGCCCGGUCAUCCCGGACCAGUGCCUAGCUACCAGCAACGGUUGCGGCCUGCACAGCGUCGGCGAUGCAUUUGCAUGUCAUCCAAUUUAG